Molecule: messenger RNA, 2322 nt
Organism: Penicillium macrosclerotiorum
Lineage: Eukaryota; Fungi; Ascomycota; Eurotiomycetes; Eurotiales; Aspergillaceae
Product: putative microtubule associated protein (Ase1)
Exons: 4
Coding region: 1-2322 (773 amino acids)
Biological process (GO): microtubule cytoskeleton organization; mitotic spindle midzone assembly
Cellular component (GO): cytoplasm; mitotic spindle midzone; spindle
Molecular function (GO): microtubule binding
Source: RefSeq, a predicted model, not a curated record
AUGGCCGUUGACACAAGUUACUUGACCACCCAGGUCAACAAUAUCGUUGAGCAGCUGCAUGGCAUUUUCGAUGAAAUUGGCGUCCCCGCUCAUGAGCGCGAGUCCCGCGAAGCAGGGCUUUUCAGCGCUCUGUCAGAAACAUUAAAUAACCAUCUCAAACUUGUUGAUGAAGAAAAAGAGCAGAUGACACAGGAAGCCCAGCGCCUCAUAACAACCAUUCAACAACUAGAGGCGUCCUUGGGAGAUGAACAAGCUAAUGGACAAUACGAGCUGAGUCGCGAUGAUCUUCGCAUCACCUAUCCGCUUAACCGGUGUAUUGCCUUCCUGCGCGAGAAGAACGACGCCAUGAGCAAACUGCACCGGGAGCGCUUCGAGCAAGUUAAGAAACUUGUCGACGCCCUUGAAUCAUAUUCGUCUCACCUCGAGUCCUCUUUCCUGAUAAUCGAACUACCCCCCACUGCCCCCGGAUCAACAAUUCCCCCAAGCUUCGAUCUUUCACCUGCAUAUGUCACUUCCCUGGACUCGGAAUUCUCCCGCGUCUAUGAGGAGUAUCACCGUCGUGUUGCUUAUGUCCAAAACACAUCCGAGGAGAUCAUUAAGCUUUGGGCUGAGCUUGGAACCCCUCAGGUGCAAACCGAUCCCAACAUUGUAAAGAACUAUCGCGAGUCACCAGAGCAGCUUGGACUGCACGAGACUGACCUGGGCAACUUGAUGGCCAAGCGUGACAAGCUCCUCGAUGAGAAGAAGGGCCGCGAACGUAAGAUCAAGGAACUCCGGGCCUCCGUGGAGAGCCUUUGGGAGCGAUUCGGAGUUGAAGAGAAGGAUCGUAAAGCAUUCCUUUCUGCCAACCGUGGCUGCGGUCUCCGCACUAUCAACGAAUUUGAAGAGGAGCUGACUCGCCUCAACGAGUUGAAGAGACAGAACAUGCACUUGUUCGUCGAGGAUGCUCGCUGCCGUCUGCAGGAGCUCUGGGACAGUCUUUACUUCUCAGAAGAGGAAAUGCUUGACUUCACCCCUGCGUUCUCUGAUGUGUGCAGCGACGCCUUGCUUGAAGCCCACGAGGCCGAAAUCUCCAGACUCGAGACUCUAAAGGAGCAGCGAGCCCCUACCCUGGAAAUGAUCGAGAAGCACCGCAGCCUUUUAAGUGACCGUGAGGCACUCACAGCCUCGAGUCAAGAUGCUUCCCGUCUCAUGGGUCGCGGAAAGGGCGAAAAGCGGGAUCCUGGCAAGCUGCUACGCGAAGAGAAGUUGCGUAAGAGGAUUGCAAAGGAGCUCCCUAAGGUCGAAGUUGAGUUGCGUAAGGAACUCGAGCACUGGGAAGAUGAGUUUGGUCGACCUUUCUUGGUUCAUGGUGACCGAUACCUUGACAGCUUGACUCCUGCCGUCAACAAAGCGCCUCCUCGCUCGAAGACUCCUUCUGCCCCCCCGUCCACUAGCAGGGCCAGCGUUAUCAGACAGCAGCCGGUCUCUCGUCCUGGUAGCUCUAUGCGAGGUCCGCCUCCUCCUCGCUCUGCCACCAAGACUCCCACGGGUAGCAGACCUGUGAAGCCUAACACCAUCGGUUAUUCUGGAUCUAGAGCCGGUGCGAAGUCCCCUUCGAAACUUCCUGCUCGUGCGCCAUUAAGCAACAUGCCGCACGGUAACAAUUCGCCUGAUCGUCGCACUGGUCCGGGUGCCUACUCGGUCAGCACUAUCAAUGGCAAGAUGCCUCCGCCCCGAGGACCGCCACCUAGAAUGCGUGCCUUGACCGUGGAGUCCAAGGAGCGCAGCAGCUACUCCCUAGAUGUCCCGCGCGAGAUCCCGCGCUGCAAUAGCGCCAUGUCUACUGCCUUCGUCCGGCCUGUCAGCCCUGAAGACGUGUAUGACGAUCGUCAGCGCUCUUUUAUGAGUGCCUCUGUCAUGUCUAACUCUCGGUCGACGGGAUUCUCUCAUUCCUCUCACUCCUCAAUGUCAUCCUUGAACUCUUCUAUGCAAGGGUAUCCUCGCGCCAACCCAUAUUUGCAGCAUGCCCCGCCUCCACCAGCUCUCCGUCAACCCUCCAAUGCUUCCAACUCUUCGACUGUCAACACUGCCACUUCCGGUUCAGAGAACUGGGAGACUUUCGAUGAUGCCUCUGAGUCUGAGGUUGAUGCCAGCGACGUCUACUACUCCAAAUUGCGAGCUGCUCAUGGCAAGCGAUUCGCGCCAGAUGAUAAUAUGGAUCUUUACGGAAAGAAGGCCAAGGGAAUUCGCAGCGUGAGCCCUGACGGGCCACAUCCAGGCCAGGUCCUCCGUGUCGCCGGCAGUGACACGGAGUGGACCGAUGAUUUUGAGUCUUACUGA